AUGUCGGAAACACUGCCAAGUAAUAAGAAACAACUUCCACGGCAGCUGCGUGAACGCAAGCAGCGCAAGCUAUACUCCGAUGAGUGGGCCCUUGGUGAUGAUGAAGCCGAGGGAGGUAGAGGUUUCUCCCUCGCUGAUAAACUGGAUAGCUCCAGGUUUGAGCAUUCUGGUGCAGUUCUUGAAAUGCAGGGCACAGAUCUCACCAUCACUUACCUUCAGAAACACGGAUUCACCACUCCACUCCUGUUUAAGGAUAAAGCCGGACUGGGUUUGAGAGUGCCAACAAGCAACUUCACUGUGAACGAUGUGCGCAUGUGCGUCGGGUCUCGACGCCUCCUCGACGUAAUGGACGUAAACACGCAGAAAAACAUCGAAAUGACUAUGAAGGACUGGCAACGUUACUAUGACGAUCCUAACAAGGAGCGCCUUUUGAACGUGAUUUCCUUGGAGUUCUCUCACACUCGGUUGGAGAAUUACGUGCAAGCGCCGCGAAUCGUACGCCUCAUCGACUGGGUCGAGACUGUAUGGCCGAGACACUUGAAGGACCAACAGACCGAAUCCACUAAUGCGUUGGAUGAUAUGAUGUAUCCCAAAGUGCAGAAGUACUGCUUGAUGUCCGUAAAGGGAUGCUAUACUGAUUUUCACAUUGACUUUGGUGGUACUUCGGUGUGGUAUCAUAUUUUGAGAGGUGCAAAGGUGUUCUGGCUGAUUCCGCCAACAGAAAAGAACUUGCAGUUAUAUGAAAAAUGGGUGCUGUCCGGCAAACAAUCCGAUGUAUUCUUUGGCGACACAGUCGAGAAAUGCGUUAGAGUUCAUCUACAAGCUGGGCAUACUUUCUUUAUUCCUACCGGAUGGAUCCAUGCAGUGUACACCCCGAGUGAUUCACUUGUUUUUGGAGGAAAUUUCUUGCACCAAUUCGGUAUUGAGAAACAAUUGAAGAUUGCUCAGGUCGAAGACGUUACCAAGGUGCCCCAGCAGUUCCGUUAUCCGUUCUUCACCGAAAUGCUGUGGUAUGUCCUAGAUCGCUACGUGAGUGGUCUUUUGGGCCGCUCGCAUCUGGCGCCCGAAGGACAAAAUCCACCGCCCACGCCACCCAAAGAUCACAUACAUUUAACGCAGAAUGAAUUACAUGGACUCAAGGCCAUAGUAUUGUAUCUUCACCAACUGCCGGCGGCUCGUAAAUCCGUGCCGGAGUUACUCAGUGAUCCAAUAGCACUAGUCCGAGACGUCCGGAAUUUAGUGGAACAGCACCGGCACGACAAACAACAGCUUGCUAUCACUGGACAGCCCAUUCUGAAAGGUCCAGACGACUCCGGCGGUGAACGCAUCCGUCAAUGGGGUGGUGGUAGAGGCCGCGGCGGACACCGCGGAGCUCCAGCGCGACCACGACCAGAACACGCCAAUAAUGCCCCUAGACGUCGUAGAACGAGGUGUAAGAAAUGUGAAGCCUGUCAGCGAACGGACUGUGGAGAAUGUGUAUUUUGUCACGACAUGGUUAAAUUCGGUGGACUAGGCCGAGCGAAACAGACAUGUGUUAUGCGACAGUGCUUACAGCCAAUGCUGCCAGUAACGGCGUCUUGUGCGGUGUGCCACUUGGAUGGAUGGAUGCAAACUCCAGUCGCCCCACAAGCUAAAGGCAACUCAGGUCGCAAUGGGCCGUCUCUGUUGCGUGAGUGCUCUGUAUGCUAUAGCAUAGUUCACGAAACGUGCGUGCCUGCUGGUGGACAGUUGAACGAGGACCUGCCAAAUUCGUGGGAGUGCCCCACCUGUACUUCAAUGGGAUUGAACCACGAUUACAAGCCUCGUCAUUUCCGUGCACGUCAAAAGUCUUCAGACCUGCGCCGCAUGAGUGUCAGCUCCGAUGCUAGUCAGCUGAGUCAGAAUCAUUUGCAGAACAAAUUACCACCACCAUCCUCGAUUUCUAUGAAGACGGACACGAACGACAAACGCGACGAAGAUGGCAACGAGGUGGCCGGAGACAGUGGUGAACGAGGCGAAGACUGGGAGCCGACAAAUAAGAGACGUCGCGCCAGUGACGAAGACGAGGCGCCCAAGAAACAAGCUCUCAGGGCCCAUCUCGCUAUACAGCUGACCCAUCACUCUUCUAAGGCACUUAAGAAACCGUUAUACCCCGUUCGGCCAGCGCCAGUAGCGAUAUCAAACUUUGCGGGCACCCCCUGGCUCGACCGCGACGCCAUGCUGAGUGUGUUCGCCAAGCUGACCCCGCACGAGCUGGCCACUUGUGCCCUUGUGUGUAAGGCCUGGGCUGAGUACUCGAUGGAUCCCUGUUUAUGGCGUAGCAUGUCGUUCGUGCAAGUGCGUGUGUCGGCAGCUCAAUUGGCCGGUAUAGCACGGAGGCAGCCGCUAUCUUUGGGCUUGGAAUGGUGUCAUCUAGCACGAAGACAGCUGGCUUGGUUACUAGCUCGUCUGCCGGCACUUCGAUCUCUCUCUUGGCCGGUUCCCCCCGCUGAAGCAGCUCUGGCUCUUCGAUCCAGCUCGUGUCCACCACUAACUUCACUCGAUUUGUCUUUCGCGCGGUGUCUGGACGAUGCCAAGUUACGCGGUAUUCUGGCGCCACCGGAGAACUCGAGGCCGGGGGGUGGGGCGCGUUCUGGUACAGAACCGUCUCGAUUGGCCGCUCUUGCUGUACUGAGGCUUCCGGGAACUGAUAUUACAGAUGUGGCUAUGCGAUAUGUUGUUCAGGCUUUACCAAAACUAGUGGAACUAGAUGCGUCUUCCUGCGCCCGACUGACCGAUGCCGGUGCAGCUCAAUUAGCUCAUCACGGUCUUCAGAGGCUAUCGUUGGCUGGGUGUCGACUUCUGACAGAAGCUGCGUUGGAUCAUCUCACUCGCUGUCCUAACCUAGUGCGGUUGGAUCUCCGACAUGUCCCCUUGGUAUCCACACAAGCGGUCAUCAAAUUCGCAGCCAAAUCGAAGCACAACCUGCACGUGAAGGACGUUAAGCUGGUCGAGCUGCGGAGCAUCUGA
Leptosia nina is the source of this 2988-nucleotide messenger RNA. NCBI's taxonomy places the organism in Eukaryota, Metazoa, Arthropoda, Insecta, Lepidoptera, Pieridae. The record is from the annotation of a GenBank genome assembly.